UAUUUUUUAUUUGUCCUAACCUGCUAUCCGUUAUCAGGGGGCGUGGUUUCAUCUGUAGUUUUUCCUCUGUAAACAACAUGCCGAGUCUGGAUCCUGAAGAUGUGAACGAGAGAAAUGACAAGCCUUCCCAAAAUAUCAUUGCUGUUAUAUCACAGUUUGCCGACGACAACUUAACUUUUGUCCGGAAUAUCAGCACAUGUCUCGGCCUCGCUGGUCUUCUCAUCAUAGCGAGGAGCAUCAGGCUGAUUACAAAAUUUGGAUAUGCCUCUGAUAUUCCAGCCUGGUUCAUUGAGAGAAACAUCAGUAUCAGAGGAAGAGUGAGAAAUAUAACCGAGACAGGGCUUAAAGUGGAACACCAACCAAUUUAUGUCCCUUUGCUCAGUCCCCUACUUACUAAACCAGGUCAGUGCGUGACCCUCCUGGAUGUGCGUCUGGCUGGGGUGGAGCUGACCUCAGAAGGGCAGAAAUGGAUCAGUCAACAGCUAAAACCAUCUGAGACGGUGUGGCUCCGACUGAUCGCUCGGCAAAACGAGACCCUCCACUGUCUAGUGUCAGUUAACAGGGGCUCACUUUUAAACACUUGUGUGAAUGAGGAGCUUUUGAAGGAUGGUUUGGCCAGGACGUCUCCCCUCGUUGGUCUGGAUCCUCAGUCUCGCAUCUACUGGAGACUCUAUAAGCGCUUGCUGAGGGCUGAGAGCAGAGCGGAAAAGAAAGGAAAAGGCUUGUGGAAGGAAGAGAGUCGUUGGGAGAGAGCUGCUAAUGUAUUGAAGAACAAUAUGUUGAUCAAGUCAAUUAGGAAACUUUUUAAAUGGACAUCUGGUGCCAAAGAAUAGUAAACAAUUUAAUUUGCAAAAGGACAAGGGUGGUUUUAGAUUAUACAAAUUUUUUUGGGUUAAAGUAUUUUUUGAGAUGCAUUUUUAUAUUUAUUCUACUUAUAACAGUGUUGAUGUCGCACAUGCAUGACUACAAUAAAACUUUAAUUAAAAAGAAAAACGAACUUAUUUUGGAAAAGUGUGUUUCUGUGCCUGAUGCUUUUAAAUGCUAUGACAUGUUAAGUGGGCGUGGCAUUGUUGCCGGGUAGCAAAAAGGUCCCGCAGUUUGAGCCUCAGCUUGGUUGGGAUGCUUUUUUGUGUUGAGUUUGCAUAUUCUCCCUGUGUCAGCAUGGGUUUACUUUGGGAACUCCCAGGCCAAAGACAUGCCGGUUAGGUGAAUGUCUUGUGUAUCUAGAGAUGCCAAACUGCCCUUACUCAACUUGUGUGUGGAUUAACUUGUGUCUAGAUUGACAUGUAUGUGGAUUAACCAGUUCUCACCAUGAAACUAGCGAUUGAUGCUGGAGUGGCGUUAAGAAAAAAUAAACAAA
Molecule: messenger RNA, 1360 nt
Organism: Paramisgurnus dabryanus
Lineage: Eukaryota; Metazoa; Chordata; Actinopteri; Cypriniformes; Cobitidae
Source: RefSeq, a predicted model, not a curated record